Messenger RNA from Bursaphelenchus xylophilus (pine wood nematode), 777 nucleotides. Lineage: Eukaryota; Metazoa; Nematoda; Chromadorea; Rhabditida; Aphelenchoididae. The record is from the annotation of a GenBank genome assembly.
AUGCAAGAGGCUCUAAAGCUGGGAAUCGGCGAUGUGGUGAUCCCUCGACUUGUUUUUGACGCCGUUAAAAACGGAGAAUGGACCAAACUGUUUGGCCAAGUCGGCGAACCAAAGCAGUUGUUCCCAGCGGACGUCUACGACGAGAUUAUUGCGCCAGCCUGCCUCUACGUUCGGAUACACAAUCGUUCGCCUGGCCCAAGGUCUCGGACCUCGCAAUUUAAUUUUCGUUUGGAUCUCUAAUAUUAUUUUUGGUCGUAUUUUACGAAACUCUUUUAGCAUAGAACAAUUAGACAUCUGAAAGCUUUUUCUCUUCAAAUUGCAUGUUUUAAAUUCUCGCUUCAUAAAUUUUUGCCACCUUUCUUCAACUUUUGGUGCAAUUUUACUUUGUCGUCAUGGUUACUAUAACAAGCUCGUUUAGAUCGACCACGACAAAAAAUGUUCGAAGAAUGUUCCUCGACGAAGGUGGCCCAGUGGUGCCAACUGCUAAUCCAACCCUUGAACCGUUCUAUGGCCUCUAUUCGGAUGAUGCGUAUGGAGAUGCAAAUCGAAAACCAAGAGACGUAUAAUUAAAAUGGGAUUUUAUUGCGAAUAAAUUGUGCAUACAGUCGUUUCGUGGAAAAGAUUCGAAGCUUUGAGGAUGAAGUAUUUGGAGAAGGAUGGUUAAAGCAAUAUAGUUUGCUCAUCCUCCUCUUCCGACGUCUUGUGGCCAGAUCGGAGCCAGAGAUGAGCGGUGGGAACGGCCCUGAUCGCCUUUUCCUUUGGUCAGGAAGCCCUUGA